AUGCAUGAAAUUCGAUCAUUUACGAUUAUUUUGGUUUGUCAUCUUGAUAUUUCUCUAACUCAGAGUAAAUUGGCUUAUCCAAUCAACAGAGAAUUAUUAAAUGUUGGUACGAGACGUGAUCGAACUUAUCUAGGAUCUACUCGUUUCAAUAAUGCCCAUCGCAUAUUUUCUGACCGUCAAUAUCUAUUGGACAAUUGUGUUCAUCAAUUGAAAAAUAUUGAAUUGGAAUAUAAAGAUGACAAUGUGAAAAUCCAAAUACGUGAAAAUCUGUUUCAUGCACCACAAUAUUUGGCAUCAAAAAUCAAACAAUUGAUUAAUGCUUUGGUUUUUCAAACGGCAACCAUUAUUUUUCAAUGUAUUGCGAAUGCUGGUAAAAUGAUAACAAACGAACAUUUGGAAAUAGAACAAAUUGCUCGAAAAUAUAAUUGUCAAAUUGAUAGAAUCGGCGUUCAAACCAAAAACGAAAUUGUCAAACUGCCUAAAGCUAGAACAACAUCUACAAUAAAGUCAACGUCAACAUUCAUUAUUCAAGAAUCAAAUCGAUUCAUUGAUGCACUACCGAUGUUGAAGAGAUUAUCCACAUCAACUGGUGGAAUAGAAAUUCUAAAAACAAAAGAUUUAACAACACCACUGGUAGAUAUUACUAUCAUUUCAACAGUUAAGGAUGCUGUUAAAGAACAAAUAGAACCGAAUUGUAGCAAUUUUUAUUUUGAAACAGAUGCUGGUAGAAAAGUUCUAUUUAUUCCAUGGGCACCUCCUUCAAUAAAACUUGAUAACGAUCAGACAGAAACCAUUCUUGAAGAGUCGAUAAAAGAAUAUAUUUCAAUUUUCGUAACACAGAUUGCAACUUUAUGCACGACCGAUAUCAAAAGAAUUGCAAUUUCUACAACUGAAUGGGAAAAUUAUUCGAACAGAAAACAAUUGGUCGAAAAGUUCAUUCACGCAUUGAAAUUUCAACUUGAAACAGAUGAAUUUUUCAAUCGUGAUUGGAUAAUUUUAUUUCUUUUCAAUGAAAACCAAUCUGACAUGUAUGAUCUAUUUAUGCAAACCAUUCUAUCACUACAAGUUGAAACGAAUGACUAUGAACAAUUCUAUUGGCCAAUAUCAAGUAUGCACUCAGUGUCAAUUACAAUAGAUUUAAAAACAUCACGAAAUUAUAAUAUUGCUAAAUGCCAAAAUGCGAUCAAUGACUAUGUUCGAAAACGUAUACUUACAACUGCCACGCUCGUUGAUGCAUUUGAUUCAGAAAUCUGGAAUCAGCAUAUGAUCAAUGUCUACUAUAAGUAUUGUAUCGAAAAAUUCGUCUUCCCAAAGAUUAGUUCAAUCAGCGAACAAAACGCACGACAACAACAGCGAUUAGAUUUGAUUGGUCCAGCAUCUUUUGUUAAUGAAAUGAAACAGAGACAUGAUUUAAUGUCCGAAAUUAUCAAACAAAAAACUGUAGUAUCAAUGCGGACGGAUGAAAAAAUAGAAAUAGCGACGUUUCAUCAAUACCCACAAUUAACAUUAGAUGAUGUAUCGAAAGCGUACAACAUUUUAAUAUUAAGUUGUCUCGAAGAUGAGAUUUUGUCAAAUCGUCUUGCUGCUCGUUUAAUUGAUGAAGGCUAUUUAGUUCAUGUCAAUCAUUCUGAUCAAUUAUCUUCAACUGUCGAAUCACAAUUUGAAAAAACAGAUCUAGUUCUCGUCUAUUUUAGUCGAAACUAUUUGCAAAAUGAGGAUUGUUUGGCACAAAUCAAACAAGCAAAGAUAUCUGAAAAGAAAAUCAUAUCGAUUUUAUCAACACGAAAGCCGAUAGAACAAGACAACAAUUGGCUCGACUCUGUUACUACAACAGACUUAUAUUACGAAUUAUUUAAAGAGGAGUCCCAUUUCAAAUUGGAUGAAGAUUUCGAUCUAGAAUACGACAAAUUAUUAGUCGAGCUGCUUCAUUACACAAAACCUGGUAUUGUUGGUCGAACUUAUCCAAUGGUACCGACCGAUUCAAACAAAGAAAAACAACCGGAAGAGGUACCAUAUCAACAAGACUUGCAACCGAAAAUGACGGUAGAACAAAGACGUCAACGAGAAGAAAUCUAUGAAAAAGAUAUCGAAAAGAUUAGAGAUCGAGAUAAGAUCUCCACUGAUGAAGUAGAAAAACUAAUGGAAUGUUUAACGUUAGUUAUCGAAGAUUGCAAAACUUAUAAUCUACUUGGAAUUGACGACGUGCAAGAAGUGGGAGAACAAUCUAACGAAACAACUAAGCGUGAAGAAAACAAAAUAGUCAUUGGAACAGAAGUAAUCAAUGCAGAUGAAGAAGCACAUCAACACGGAUUUGGGCAAGAAGGCAUUCAUACAAGUGAGCAUCAGACACGCAAAUAUUCAUCAAAUUCAUACCAACGGCGAAAAGAAAUUUACGCAAGAGAACAAGCAGCAAGAACUCAACGUAAUUUAAACAAUCUUUGUUUGUGCAUUAAACGUUGGAUGCACAAAGCAUCAAAUGGAAGUAUAAUAAGAGGUAACAUACGGCCAUUUACUGUCACGGGCGAUUUCAAUGAUGCUCCAUAUCCAAUAUUGUUGUCAAAUAAAAAUCCAUGGUGGACAGCAAGUGCAAUCUAUUCAGAUUUCGUUCAUUCACCACCAGAAAUUUAUUUUCGUUAUCCACCAUUAAUUAUGGGUUCGUGGUUUAGUUAUAACGAAGCGCGUCAUUAUUAUCAGACCUUGAUUGAUAGAGACAUUAUUUUUCGAAACAAGAGACAAAAACAGCGUCGCAUGAUAGAAAAACUACAGCAAAAUAGCAAACAAACCACAUUGAACAAGUCGGAUAGUAAGUUUCGCACAAAAUUUUCAGAAGUAGUACAUAAUGCGGAGUUUACAACUGAACUGAAAGAAGGUCAAGUUGCCUGGGAUAUCACUGAAGAUAUUAUGAUAUUGAAGGAAUACGAAAAAAGACGAACGAGAAACAAAAUGAAAAAAUCGCACGAAAAUCUCACUGCUUGGGAGCGUCUAAUCGAAAGAUCGGUACAAUUGUUAUCGGAUAUGAAAGAAAGUAGAAUUGAUUUACAUUCAAACAUUCUACAAGGCAAAAUUGGUAAUGAAUUGAAAACAGAAGAAGAAAUGAGAAAACUUCAUGAAUUAGACGAUCCGAAUAAUAAACGUUGGACAAUCAAGCGACCACGUCAAUGUACACGUGAAUUUCUUCAAGCCAAAAUACAAAACACAAUUGAGUUACAAACUUUGUGCGAAACUUCAACAAAUAUGUAA
This is a messenger RNA of Rotaria sp. Silwood2, 3240 nucleotides long. Lineage: Eukaryota; Metazoa; Rotifera; Eurotatoria; Philodinida; Philodinidae. The record is from the annotation of a GenBank genome assembly.